Messenger RNA from Homarus americanus (American lobster), 3513 nucleotides. RefSeq names its product SET and MYND domain-containing protein 4-like. Bases 475 to 2496 code for a protein of 673 amino acids. Gene Ontology annotation, molecular function: protein binding. Lineage: Eukaryota; Metazoa; Arthropoda; Malacostraca; Decapoda; Nephropidae. The record is from RefSeq and is a predicted model, not a curated record. The transcript has 5 exons.
ACUCAGUCGAGUGUCCUUACUUGGAGCUGGCAGAUGCUCGCCCCACAAGGGGUCACAGUAGAAUUCACAUUCUUGUUUACCAGCAAGUCAGGUUAGUGGAAUACCCCUUCAUCCUGCCAUAAUUGCCAUUGCAAUAUUUGAACAUUGGCCUGAUCAUAUACAGUAACUGAUAAAUCUGAAGGACAAUGUCGCAUGAUGGCUGGUGCCAAUGGGGCUACACAUUUUGUGGCCAAAGAGUAAAAACUGCAAGAUAAGAUAUAAGAGAUACUUGUACAGCAAGAUAUAAGAGAUACUUGUACAGCCUUUGAUAAUGAAUGGACAAAUUGUGUGCAGUACAAGCCUCUUUACUUGGGCACUCCAGAACCUACAACUCUUUAUGUGUGAAAAUCACGCUUGAGUUGAUUGAGGACAUAGUGUAGAAGAAGACUCAGUACUGUGGUCCUUGAGCCACGCUACUUCAGGAAGUUAGACACCAUGCCUUAUAUUGAUGUGAUGAUGUCACGUUUACUUAAAGUGCUGGAGAAAACUAACAAUAUUCGUAAACUGGUGGCCUUACAUGAGCCACCUCAUACCACAGAGGAAGCUUUUUCAUUCCUUUGGGGUCUGGAAGAAGCCCACCAGGUUUUAACAACAGUCUUUCAUUCAUCUGGCAAGUCUGAAAAUCAUGCCGCUGCUUACCGUGGACAAGGUGACAUAGCUUACAUGCAGCACCACUUGGAUGAGGCUCUAAAGUUUUACAAUUUGGCAAUUUCAUCAGCACCACACCCAGGUGCUGAGGGAAGAACUCCAGCUCAUGGUAGUGACACUGAAGAAAAUGUCAACAGCUUUAGUUCAGGAGAAUAUAAGGAGUUGGCUCAGGCCUAUGAGGCACGAUCAGUAGUCUUGUAUGCCAUGAAGCAGUAUGGCAAGUGUUCAAAUGAUGUUGAUCUGGCAUUUCAUUUUGGAUGUUCACGACCUUCUUUCAAGAAAUUGUUAGACAUGAAGACCAAGUGUCAAAAAUUUACAUCAGCUGGUAAACAAGGGACAGCUAAGGCUUUUUUAGACUCCAAUGAAUUAUCUUUUGCUUAUGAAACUCCAAAGCCACCAACACUAGCCAAGCCAAACCCAGCCAUGCCAUCACUAAGCAGUGCUGUUGAACUGGCCUUCACACAGUGCCAGGGACGGCACCUCCUUGCUAAACAUGACAUUAAUCCAGGUGAGGUAGUGGCUGUAGAUGAAGGUUACCUCAGUUUAGUGAUCCCUGACCAGUGUAAGAGUUAUUGUACUGUCUGCCUGACAAGGUGCCUGGCUCCACUCCCCUGCCCAAGUUGUAAUCUGGUGAUAUUUUGUAGUGAGGAAUGCCGAACACAAGGAUUAUCGGGAUAUCACUGGCAAGAGUGCCCUGUCCUGCCAAUCUUGACUUCCAAUCAAUCAGAGAUUGGGAUAACAUUUAAAGUCUUAUACAGACUGAUGAUAAAGACCUCUCAUGCCAAGGUGAAGGAGAUGAUACCACUGCUGCAGUGUGAAGCCAAAGAUAAGUCACCUGAAACUCUUGGCUUCCACAAGGAAGGAAUCUAUGAUGUUGGUGACUACAGAUCUGUGUACCACUUCGUGAAAAAAAAAAAAAAGCAGGAUGUAAUGGAUAUUAUUGAACAUUAUAUAUUUGCUUUCAUUAUAACUAAGUGUCUACAACAGAGUGGGCGCUACUUCAUCAAUGACAACGGUGAAACAUUCACUCCCAGCCAUGAAGACCUCAUCUUGACUGGAAGCACAGUGAGCCAUCACUUGAACUGUAAAUUGAAUAAUUGGGACAUUAAUAUAUCAAAGAUUAACCUGGAUAACUGUGAAGAUGUUUCAUUAGAAUUGUUGGGUACUGGAAUUUACCCUGCAGUAAGUCUCUUGAACCACUCCUGCAAUCCAACAUGUGCAGCAUUUUACUAUGGUAAGACAAUAGUUAUAAGAGCAUUAAAGUAUAUCCCUGCUGGCACUCCAAUAACUUUAAAUUAUUUAUUAAUUAUGAAAAAUGUUAAUGUAAAGAUAAGGUGGAGGGUCUUGAGAGAAGCAUUUAACUUCACUUGCACUUGUGAAGCUUGUGAAAACAACUGGCCAACUCAGGAGGAAUUGCCACCAAUUCUAUUCCUAAAAUGUGUUAAAUGUAACAAGGCCAUAAACUUACAAACAAGGAAAUGCUUAGAAUGCCAGUUAAACUAUGAUGAGCCAGAGCUAGUGGCAGGUAGACAGAGAGCAACUCCUUAUAACUUCAACCACAUCAGCAUAAAGAUCACAAAGGCUAAAAAUGAUUUUGGGAAUGCCAAGAAAAAUAUCUUGCAAAACCGCAUCGUAACAGAUGAAUGGCUGAAUGCAGUUAGGUUGCUGAUAAAGCUUUUGUGUAAGUAUGUCACGCAGCCAUGUCGUCUUCUCUGUGAUGCAGAAACAAUUCUGACGGUUUGCCUCUUAAGACGUAGUUCAUGUUUGUAUGUCAGAGAUCAUGUUACACAUGAGUGUCCUGUCUCGUAAACUCUUACAAGAUUCUACUUGUUCAAGAAUGGGGCUUUAAAAUACUGGUUUACUCUACUGUGCUGACUUUGAACUGAUGUUUCCACCAGAAUAUUAAUUACUGUAUAUGUUUUGCCAGCAUCAUGAGCACUACUGUCUCCUCUCACUGUGUUUACUGCACAACAUUCAACUCUAAACAUAAAUGAUGUUUGUGGUAACGAGUGUGUGGAACAUCAAGAUUUUCACUCAAUACAAUAUCUUAAUGCUUUUUGUAAAGAGAGAGGUACAGUACACUGUAUUAGAUGUUUGUGUUUUAAUUAUAUACUUUUUUCUUUAUGAUAUUUGGUAACCUGUAGUGUUUGGUCCAUAAUUUUAAUACAAUACAAGAGUUUGUGAAUACAGUACAGUACUUCUAGUAACUAAAAUAAUAUGAAAUAUAUAUAAGUACUGUAAACUAAUAUGCAAGAUUAUUUCAAAUAAAUGUUGACUCUUUUAGAGGAACUACAGUGCUGUACCUUAUUGACUUUUGGCUCACAGAGUUGAGGAUGGAGGUUCUCUGUGGUUUUGCCAGCCAAAUGUUCUUCCCUGAAGUUUGUGGCAGUUUUCUACCUUACGGACUGGGUAUUAGUCUUUGGCCAUUAGUAUUUUUGUAUAGUGUGGCCGACAGAGUAUUUUCUUGUAAACUUUGUACUGUACCUUCACUGGACCUCUUAGGGUACAUUAAACCCAAUUGAUUGUGAUUGAUUAAUAACAGGUCGGAGGUUUACUGUAGGUGAUUGUAUUAAUGAAAAUACAACAUAUUAUACAUUGUUGGCAAGUCACCCCACUCAACCUCAUUGUGUCAUAUGCUAAAGACAAAACAAAGUUAAUGAUUGGAAAAUUUGAGCCAAUUAUUGACUCCAAUAAUUUUUUCCUUGUUUAUUUUAUUAUGAUUAAUACUGCUGUAUCUGGAAGGGACAUACAUACAUCCCUUCUUUAAUAUUAGAAGUUUAUAGUUAUUUCAUACUGUAGUUCCUUUAAUAAAUGUUUUGCAUUAAA